Messenger RNA from Venturia canescens, 2328 nucleotides. Its product is annotated as lethal (2) k01209. Gene Ontology annotation, molecular function: ATP binding; kinase activity. Bases 170 to 1834 code for a protein of 554 amino acids. The record is from RefSeq and is a predicted model, not a curated record. The transcript is spliced from 9 exons. Lineage: Eukaryota; Metazoa; Arthropoda; Insecta; Hymenoptera; Ichneumonidae. Gene Ontology annotation, cellular component: cytoplasm.
AACACGAAAAAUUCUCUGACAAACAGCUGGUUCUUGUUUAGCGUGGUGGUUUUUGUAGGUUUUUCGCCUACAGUAGCCUACAGUAAGAAAAAGACCGACGCAGAAUUUGUCAGGCGGCGAAAAAAACGUGGCCUACGUUUAUUUUCAAUCUGUUAUAUUAUUUGUUAAAAUGGCAGCGAAAAUGCAACAGUUUGAACCUCCGAGUUCCGCCAGCUCGGAAAGUGACGGGGAUGUCUGUUUUGAAGAUCAAUCUGACUUUCCUCUGGACGAUCAAGAACUUGAUCAUUAUGGACACAGUGAUAUUGCUAACCCAACUCCUCCAUCUCCUAGACCACCUUCCGCUACAGGUUCUCAGAAAUCUCCGAGAUCGAGGCGACAAAGGACAACCAGUCUUUCGCAAUCAAGUAAAAAAACAUCUGCUGAGUCCAUCCUCAGAAGUAAAAACAGAACAAUUUACACUGCAGGCAGACCUCCUUGGUACAAUUCCGCUGGUCAACAGGUGGAGCCUUUUGUCAUAGGUAUUUGUGGUGGAAGUGCUUCAGGCAAAACAACUGUAGCAACAAAAAUAAUUGGAUCGCUGGACGUUUCGUGGGUUACGCUUUUGAGCAUGGAUUCAUUUUACAAGGUAUUGAACGAGAAACAACAUGAACUUGCGGCCCGCAACGAAUACAAUUUUGACCACCCUGAUGCCUUUGACUUUGAAUUACUUAAAACGACUCUUCAAAGAUUGAAAGAAGGUCGUAAGGUCGAAGUUCCAAUCUAUAAUUUCGUAACACAUAGCAGAGAAAAUAGAACGAAAACGAUGUACGGUGCGAAUGUGAUAAUAUUCGAGGGAAUUCUCACUUUCUACGACUCCGAAGUGCUCAAGAUGUGCGAUAUGAAAGUGUUUGUCGAUACGGAUGCGGAUGUAAGGCUCGCGAGACGUUUAAAAAGGGACAUAUCUCAGAGAUGUCGGGACUUAGAGGGAGUUCUUAAGCAAUAUUGCACGAUGGUAAAACCCUCGUUUUUCUAUUACAUUGCUCCUCUGAUGGCUCAUGCUGACAUAAUUGUCCCACGUGGAGGUGAUAACGAAGUCGCGAUCGAAUUGAUCGUCCAGCAUGUUCACACGCAACUGCAAUUGAGAGGAUUCAAAUUGCGCGAGAAAUUGGCUCAUUCUUUUAUCGGUCAUCCAUUGCCAACAUCGCUGUAUUUACUUCCGAACACACCACAGAUUAAGGGACUUCACACUUUUAUAAGAAACAAGGACACGUACAGGGAUGAAUUCAUAUUUUAUUCCAAAAGACUCAUCAGACUCGUCAUUGAAUAUGCGCUCUCGCUCUUGCCAUUUGAGGAAAUAACUGUCGAGACCCCUCAAGGUGUUCCCUAUCAUGGGAAACGAAGUGCUACUGACAAAAUAUGUGGAGUUUCGAUACUCCGAGCUGGUGAAACGAUGGAACAAGCGGUCUGCGAUGUUUGCAAGGACAUUCGUAUUGGAAAAAUACUUAUACAAACUAAUUUACAAACAGAUGAGCCCGAGCUUUACUAUCUCAGAUUACCCAAGGACAUAAAGGACUAUAGAGUCAUAUUAAUGGACGCAACUGUGGCAACGGGGGCAGCAGCCAUGAUGGCAAUUCGAGUGCUCCUUGAUCAUGACGUCACGGAGGAAAAUAUUCUUCUGGUUUCGUUGUUAAUGGCGGAAUCGGGCGUGCAUUCGAUCGCGUACGCAUUUCCGGGUGUGAAAAUUGUCACGUCCGCUCUGGAUCCAGAAAUCAAUGAAAGAUUCUAUGUUCUGCCAGGAAUCGGAAAUUUUGGUGAUCGCUAUUUCGGCACUGAGCCCUCAACAGCCGAUGAGUGAACAUGAGAAUCUCAAUAAAAUAACUGAUAGUAUUGAAAUUUGCAUCGUUGAAACGCCACGAAAUCCUCUUACUUAUUUUUCACCAAAUUUAAAAAUUUUCUUGUUUGGACUUUUUUUUUGUCCAGUUUCCUACCGAUAAACCAAAUCGAUUUUUGAAGUUUUCUUGUUGCCUCAUACGCGUCAUUGAGAAAACUGAGAAAAAAGUAUUUUGUUACGUUCUAUCGAUGCAAACUUCAAAAAUCAUGGAUUAAACAAUGGAGAAUGAUAGAGAAUUUUCAAGAAGCUGCUGAUUUUCAAUUGCAGCUUCAUAAAUUGUUUAUUUUUCUCAGUCUAUUGUACAUAUACCCUAUUUUUAUGAAUUUACAAAUCUGAACGAUUUCCCACCUAUUUUAUUGUUAGUCUAUAGAAAACAUUUCUUUCAAGCAUAGAUUCGGGCGUUUUAUUAUGCCAGAAAACCGUUCUAAAGACGAAUAAACUUGGCCAUUUCAGAUUAA